Physeter macrocephalus (sperm whale) is the source of this 7074-nucleotide messenger RNA. RefSeq names its product diphosphoinositol pentakisphosphate kinase 1 (gene PPIP5K1). Gene Ontology annotation, cellular component: cytosol. Gene Ontology annotation, biological process: inositol phosphate biosynthetic process; inositol metabolic process. Lineage: Eukaryota; Metazoa; Chordata; Mammalia; Artiodactyla; Physeteridae. The transcript has 32 exons. The coding region runs from base 125 to 4885 and encodes 1586 amino acids. Gene Ontology annotation, molecular function: diphosphoinositol pentakisphosphate kinase activity; 5-diphosphoinositol pentakisphosphate 1-kinase activity; inositol hexakisphosphate kinase activity. The record is from RefSeq and is a predicted model, not a curated record.
GAAUCAACAGUAGCCUUCCAUGAGGAACUGCCUUUCCCAUUUGCUGCUGGAGUUAAUGGUUUUUCCUGCUGGCAGAAUCAGGGACAUGCCAGCACUAGCGGGAUGAGUGGGUGCUCCGGCGGGGAUGUGGUCAUUGCCGGCCAGUGAGGGCGAGAGCGCCACAGCCCACUUCUUCCUUGGAGCUGGAGAUGAGGGGCUGGGCACCCGUGGAAUAGGCAUGAGGACAGAAGAGAGUGACAGCGAGCUCCUUGAGGAUGAGGAGGAUGAAGUGCCUCCUGAACCUCAGAUCAUUGUUGGCAUCUGUGCCAUGACCAAGAAAUCCAAGUCCAAGCCAAUGACCCAAAUCCUAGAGCGACUCUGCAGAUUUGACUACCUGACUGUUAUCAUCCUGGGAGAAGAUGUGAUCCUCAAUGAACCUGUGGAAAACUGGCCAUCCUGCCACUGCCUCAUCUCUUUCCACUCCAAAGGCUUUCCUCUGGACAAAGCUGUUGCUUAUUCCAAGCUUCGAAACCCUUUUCUUAUCAAUGACCUGGCUAUGCAGUAUUACAUCCAGGAUAGGAGGGAGGUGUACCGGAUCCUGCAGGAGGAGGGUAUUGAUCUGCCUCGAUAUGCUGUGCUCAACCGUGACCCUGCCCGGCCUGAGGAGUGCAACCUGAUUGAGGGUGAAGACCAGGUGGAGGUAAAUGGAGCCGUCUUUCCCAAGCCCUUUGUGGAGAAGCCAGUGAGUGCAGAGGACCACAAUGUUUACAUCUACUACCCCAGCUCAGCUGGAGGAGGAAGCCAGCGCCUCUUCCGUAAGAUUGGCAGCCGAAGCAGCGUUUACUCUCCUGAGAGCAGCGUCCGGAAGACAGGGUCGUACAUCUAUGAGGAGUUUAUGCCAACAGAUGGCACAGAUGUCAAGGUUAUGGUGUAUACAGUGGGACCAGACUAUGCCCAUGCUGAAGCCAGAAAAUCUCCAGCUUUGGAUGGGAAGGUCGAAAGAGACAGUGAGGGGAAAGAAAUUCGAUAUCCAGUCAUGCUGACUGCCAUGGAAAAGCUGGUGGCCAGGAAAGUCUGCGUAGCUUUUAAGCAAACAGUCUGUGGUUUUGACCUCCUUCGUGCCAAUGGUCACUCCUUUGUGUGUGAUGUCAAUGGCUUCAGUUUUGUCAAGAAUUCGAUGAAAUACUACGAUGACUGUGCCAAGAUUCUGGGGAACACCAUAAUGCGGGAGCUUGCCCCGCAGUUCCAGAUCCCAUGGUCCAUCCCCACAGAGGCUGAGGACAUUCCCAUUGUCCCUACCACAUCUGGCACUAUGAUGGAACUUCGUUGCGUCAUUGCAAUUAUCCGUCACGGGGAUCGUACCCCCAAGCAGAAGAUGAAGAUGGAAGUGACACACCCAAGGUUUUUUAGUCUAUUUGAAAAACAUGGUGGCUACAAGACAGGGAAAUUAAAACUGAAGCGGCCCGAGCAGCUACAGGAGGUGCUGGACAUCACAAGGCUGCUAUUGGCUGAACUGGAAAAAGAACCAGGUGGUGAGAUUGAGGAGAAGACUGGGAAACUGGAGCAGCUGAAAUCUGUGCUGGAGAUGUAUGGUCACUUCUCAGGCAUCAACCGGAAGGUACAGUUAACUUACUACCCUCAUGGAGUAAAAGCUUCUAAUGAGGGGCAAGAUCCGCAGGGGGAGGCUCUGGCCCCAUCCCUAUUGCUGGUACUGAAGUGGGGUGGAGAACUGACCCCUGCUGGCCGUGUUCAGGCUGAGGAGCUGGGGCGAGCUUUCCGCUGCAUGUACCCUGGAGGACAGGGUGACUAUGCUGGCUUCCCCGGGUGUGGGCUGCUUCGCCUCCAUAGCACCUUCCGCCAUGAUCUCAAGAUUUAUGCCUCUGAUGAGGGCCGUGUCCAGAUGACUGCUGCGGCCUUUGCUAAGGGCCUUCUAGCUCUAGAAGGGGAGCUGACACCCAUUUUGGUACAAAUGGUGAAGAGUGCCAACAUGAACGGGCUCUUGGACAGUGAUGGCGAUUCCCUGAGCAGCUGCCAGCACCGGGUGAAGGCUCGGCUGCACCACAUUUUGCAGCAGGAUGCACCCUUUGGCCCUGAGGAUUAUGAUCAGCUGGCUCCCACUGGAAGCACUUCCCUACUCAACUCCAUGGCUAUAAUCCAGAAUCCUGUGAAGGUCUGUGAUCAGGUAUUUGCCCUGAUUGAAAACCUCACUUAUCAGAUCCAGGAACGGAUGCAGGACCCCAAGUCUGUAGACCUGCAGCUUUACCACAGCGAGACACUAGAGCUAAUGCUACAGCGUUGGAGCAAGCUGGAGCGUGACUUUCGACAGAAGAGUGGGCGCUAUGAUAUCAGUAAGAUCCCUGACAUCUAUGACUGUGUCAAGUAUGAUGUGCAGCACAAUGGGAGUCUGGGACUUCAAGGCACAGCAGAGUUGCUCCGUCUCUCUAAGGCACUGGCUGAUGUGGUCAUUCCCCAGGAGUACGGGAUCAGUCGGGAGGAGAAACUGGAAAUUGCUGUGGGCUUCUGUCUUCCACUGUUGCGGAAGAUACUACUUGACCUGCAGAGAACCCACGAGGAUGAGUCUGUCAACAAGCUGCACCCCCUGUACUCCCGAGGAGUGCUCUCCCCAGGCCGCCAUGUUCGAACACGUCUCUACUUCACCAGUGAAAGCCACGUCCACUCCCUACUCAGUGUCUUCCGUUAUGGGGGACUUCUUGAUGAGACCAAGGAUGCACAAUGGCAGCGAGCUUUGGCUUAUCUUAGUGCCAUCUCAGAGCUCAACUACAUGACCCAGAUUGUCAUCAUGCUUUAUGAAGACAACACACGGGAUCCCUUAUCAGAGGAGCGGUUCCAUGUGGAGCUGCACUUCAGCCCUGGAGUGAAAGGUGUCGAGGAAGAAGGCAGUGCCCCAACUGGCUGUGGAUUCCGUCCAGCCUCUUCUGAGAAUGAGGAGAUGAAAACAGACCAAGGCAGCAUGGAGGACCUGUGCCCGGGGAAGGCAUCAGAUGAGCCAGAUCGAGCAUUGCAGACCUCACCCCAGCCCUCUGAGGGCCCUGGCCUCCCAAAGAGAUCACCCCUCAUUCGUAACCGCAAAGCCGGCUCCAUGGAGGUCAUGAACAUGCAGUGCACGGGGAACCUGGACCUGAUCCCCUUGCGGGGACGGCGCCGCCGGAGGUCAGGGGACCUCCCCCGGCCUUCCCCAGCCAUCGGCCUACAGCCCCGGGCUGUGUCCACCACUCACCUGGCAUCCUGCACACAGGUGCUUUCUGAGACUUCAUCCUCGAGGCCUGGUGGCUACCGACUCUUUUCAUCUUCACGGCCACCAACGGAGAUGAAGCAGAGCGGCCUAGGCUCACAGUGCACGGGGCUGUUCAGCACCACAGUGCUGGGCGGCUCCUCCAGCGCCCCGAAUCUUCAGGACUACGCCCGCAGCCAAGGCAAAAAGCUACCACCUGCCAGUCUGAAGCACCGAGAUGAGCUCUUGUUUGUCCCGGCCGUAAAACGAUUUUCUGUGUCGUUUGCAAAGCAUCCGACUAACGAGCUGCUGGAUGACCAGCACCCUGUGGUCCGGUUGCUGCGCAGUUUUUCCUCUGACUGCACAGGGGGCUGGCCAGUCUCCUUGGAUGCCACGCUGGCGCAUCACCUGCACCAGUGCUCCUACCACCUGCGCCUCUUCCGGAACUGGCUGCGCUCAGGCCAGGAUGAUCCUGAGUGCCUCUACGGAUUUGAAGGGUGCUCCAUGGUGCCUACCAUUUACCCCCUGGAAACACUGCAUAAUGCCCUUUCCCUGCGUCAAGUGAGUGAAUUCUUGAGUAGAGUCUGCCAGCGCCACACUGAUGCCCAAGCACAGGCAUCUGCAGCCCUCUUUGACUCUAUGCACAGCAACCAGACCUCUGAUAGCCCGUUUUCUCCACCUCGCACUCUUCAUUCACCUACCCUGCAACUCCGGCAGCGCUCUGAAAAGCCCCCUUGGUACAGCAGUGGCCCUUCCAGCACUGUGUCCAGUGCUGGUCCUUCCUCCCCUACUGCAGUGGAUGGUAACUGCCAUUUUGGCUUCAGUCAUCACCCCUCCCUAAAUUCACAUGUGACUGAAGAACAUCAAGGCCUUGGGCUGCUCCAGGAGACCAUUGGGAAUGGAGCACAAGAGCUCCCCAUAGAAGGGGAGCAAGAGCCUUUUGAUCGAAACCAGUCCCCACAGGAACCACCUGUGGAAACCAGCCAGCCAUGCCAGAAGGUUGCAGAGGAGGUCAGCCAACCAUGCCAGAACAUCCCUGAAGAGGUCAGCCAGCCAUGCCAGGAAGUCCCUGACAUCAGCCAGCCAUGCAAGGAGAACCAUGAUGAUGUUAACCAGACAUGCCAGGAGGUCCCUCAGAUCAGCCAACCAUGCCAGAAUGCCAGCCAGCUGUACCAGAAAGUCUCUGAGGAAGCUUGCGAGCUUUGCCAGGAGAACUCUGAGGAGGUCAACCAGCCACACCAGGGGGUCCCUGUGGAGGCUGGCAGGCUGGUCCAUGGGUUCCCUGUAGGGGUUGGUGGCCUGGCCCAGGAAAUCCUCGUGGAAGUCGGCAAACCAGCCCAAGGGAUCCCUGAGGAGCUCAGCCAGCCAUGCCAGAAAUUCUCUGGGGACAUUGGCAGGCUGGGCCAAGAGGCUUCUGCAAUCAUUUUGUUGUCUCAGGACAUCCCAGAGGUUGAUAAACCAUCCCAAGAGUUCCCUGGGGAGGGUGAUCUUCAUGUCCAGGAGGUCCCAGAGGAGGUGAAUCAGCAGCAGUCCUAUGUGGUCCCUGAGUUGAUUGACCAGCUGUCUGGAGAGGAUGUUCCUCAAGUCCAGUAUCCAUCUAGCAAUGCAAACCCUCAGAGCCAGUCUCUAACCCGUGACCAGAACUCACCACUUCCGCCAGCAACAUGUGAUUAAUCAUUUUCUCAUUAGUGGUGUCACACUAUACCAGACAUUUGAGCUAGCAAAUUUUUCUGUUGGCUAACUCACCCGCCAGCAUUAAGGCCUUGGAUCUCACCAGAGGUGUCUGAGGAAGCAGUCUUCUUGGCAUGAAGCAUACCUGUGCCAGAGCUGGGCUUGGGGAGGAGCCAACUUCAUGUUAAAGCAGCUGUUGACUUCUCACCCAGCCAUUAGACUUGAAUACGAUUUCCUUAAAGAGGUAAAUGGGUCUAUCAUUACCUAACUUUCUCUGAUCAUCCCAGGAAGUCCCAGAUUGGUAAAGGAAGUGCCACUGAACUGCUGAAGACAACAUCUGGGGGUAGCAAGUGCAAAAGGGGACUCCAACGUCUCUACUUUUCUGGAAAAUAUUCACAACUUUUCAAGGUACCCUUAGACCAUAUGCGCAUUCAGGGGACUCUUGUCUUUGUUAGUAUUCUCAGGUGGGCCCAGGAUGGCUGUCUGAAAUGUCUGGGAAAAAAAGAGUUCCUUUCCCAAACAAUUGUCCAUCAUGGCCACAAAUUUUUAGAUUGGGCUUAUGGAUGUUUCCAUAUCAUCCCCAGGUGCCCUCUCUGGCCUAGUCCUGUUCCUCUGGGCAAUAGCUCUAGGGAAAAAUAGGUAUUAGAUUGCUGUGAAAAUUUCAGAGUAACUACUUAAAAUGCUCUGGGGGUUCUUGGCCAGUCUGUAAAGCUGGGCCUCCUUUUGUUGUGGGACUGUAUGGCUUAGGAGAUAUUGUAGUAGAGAAAAAUCAGGUUCUAUUUUAAGCAGUCAGCAGAGAUCAGUAUUGUACAGACAUGAGCAAAGAUUAUAUAUAUAUUUCUGUAGUCGAGCCAGGGACAGACUGGCCAAAGACCAAAUACUCCAGGGUCCCCAUAGGAUUUGUCCUCAUAUCAUUGUGUCUUUAAGACCAGGUGUGAUUAUGAAGCUUUUCCCAAAGAUCUGGGGAUGGGGAUGGGGAUGGGGGUGAGUAGGAGGGGUAAUGUGGUCAUUAGAGUUGGGGGCCGGAACAUUAUGAGUGCUCAAUAAAUAUAAAAUAAUGAGAAUAGUCAACCAUAAUAAUGGUGGUGAUGAUAUCCUUGUGAAUUCAAGAAUGAAUGACUGGGGACUUCCCUGGCGGCACAGUGGUUAAGACUCUGUGCUCCCAAUGCAGGGGGCCGGGGUUCAAUCCCUGGUCAGGGAACUAGAUCCCACAUGCAUGCUGCAACUAAGAGUUCACAUGCCACAACUAAGGAGGCUGCCGGCCGCAACUAAGAGCACACGUGCCGCAACUAAGGAGUCUGCGAGCCACAGCUAAGACCUGGCACAACCAAAUAAAUAUUAAAAAAAAAAAAGAAUGAAUGACUGUAGGUCAGUCAUGUCUGUGACUGAAUUAAUCUGAACCAGUCAAAAGCCAUUGUAGUUGAGCAGGAAUGGACCUUAAACAUAUGGAGAUUAAACAUCCCAGGAGGUCCCUAUGGCAAUCAGCCUACAAUCCCAAAAUUCCUUAAAUAAGUAGUGUUACCGGGAAGAGAGGUUCUAUCUCUGUGAAGCACCAAAGGGUCCAGUGCCUUCUCACAAGAUUGUUGUAAUCACCCUCUUAAUUUUUAACUCUGAUUCUUGGGAGUGAGUGUCAGGAGUUGAUAUAAACGGGGUGUGCUUUCUUUACCCCCUUGAUGUCUUUACACUGGGAAAGCCUAGAACACUAGGGGGGCUGGAAUAUCCCCCUCUGCAUGUAUUCACAUUCACAACUUGGCCUUUCCUGACAUACCCAGGACUAUAAAGGGUUUCACUGCAGAGGAAAAUCCAACAUUUUAUAAUACUUCAUGGAAAUCCUGACUGCACAGGUGAAAGCUGUUUACAACCUCAAUAGGCUCUGGAUCUCUUAGGGCCCCUCAAUUCCUUACCUCUGUGGUGUUCUCCUAUGCAAGGUAUCUGAUGCUGGUUAUUCGGUCCUUAGCUCUUGGCUCCAUGGAAUGCAGAUCCCCUUCCCAGGAGGCCUCUCUUUCCUCCCCCAAACCAAAUGUAUGUCCCCACCCUCAGUUCCUAUUACCCAUACUUGGGCAUUCUCACCUAUUUUCAGAAAUUAUGCUGGCUUCCCAUAACUUUUUCUCCCUUCACCCACCCUAUAUUCUCUGGCUUCCCUGGGUCCUGGAACUGCUUCCAGUCAUCAAAGGCAUCAAGAUAAAUGACCA